AUGAGAUUAUUCACUUGCUAUUUCAACAGAUUCCUUCAUGGCCACCCUGCUUCAAACAUGCCUUUGGUCCUCUGUUUUGUCAGUGGUGGGGCCCUUGUUGCUUAUGCCGACUCACCAGCCCAGAAGAAGAAAAUGCCGGUUUUUUUCGCGCACGAUCAAAACGAGUCGAAUUUCAAGAAAAAAGUUGUAGUGCUCGGAACCGGAUGGGCUGCCACGAGCUUCUUGAAAGAUCUCAAUAUAUCGAACUACGAAGUUCAGGUGGUCUCGCCUAGAAAUUACUUUGCUUUCACCCCAUUGCUGCCAAGUGUCACUUGUGGGACAGUCGAAGCCCGGAGCAUUGUUGAGCCCGUUCGAAAUAUCAUUAAGAAGAGGAAUGGGGAGAUUAAGUUCUGGGAGGCCGAAUGCCUAAAAAUCGAUCACAUGGGCAAAAGGGUCUUUUGCCGGUCGAAUAUCGACGAAAAUUUAGCGGGAAACAAGGAAUUCUCGUUAGAAUACGACUAUUUGGUCAUCGCCAUUGGCUCUCAAGUGAAUACAUUCGACACGCCGGGUGUCUUGGAAAAUUGUCAUUUUCUGAAGGAAGUUGAGGAUGCUCAAAGGAUUCGUAGGACUGUAAUAGAUUGCUUCGAGAAAGCUGUCCUACCUGAGCUGACUGAAGAAGAACAAAAAACGAAUCUCCAUUUCGUCAUAGUCGGAGGAGGGCCCACGGGCGUGGAGUUUGCUGCCGAGCUUCACGAUUUUGUGUAUGAGGAUUUGGUCAAUAUUUAUCCUUCGGUAAAGGAUUUAGUGAGCAUAACAGUGAUACAAUCCGGUGAUCAUAUAUUGAAUACGUUUGAUGAAAGGAUUAGCUCGUUCGCCGAACAGAAGUUUCAGAGAGAUGGGAUCGAAGUUUUAACGGGACAUCGAGUCGUGAGUGUUUCGGACAGAAUGAUUAAAAUGAGAGCUAAGUCAACCGGAGAAGAUAUCUCUAUACCACACGGGAUGAUUGUUUGGUCGACCGGUGUUAGCACUCGGCCAGUCGUGAAGAACUUCAUGGACCAAAUUGGCCAGGAAAAAAGGCGUGUUCUUGCGACCGAUGAAUGGCUGAGGGUAAAGGGAUGUGAAGAAGUAUAUGCUUUGGGUGAUUGUGCCACUGUGGAUCAGAAAAAGAUUGUGGAAGAUAUAGCGGAAAUAUUUAAAGUCGCAGACAAGGACAACUCGGGUACUUUGACGAUUGACGAGUUUGAGGAUGUUAUCGACGACAUUGUAAUCCGUUACCCGCAAGUCGAGCUUUACUUGAAGAGCAAGCAUCUAAUGGAAGUGAGCGACUUGCUAAGGGGUAGAUAUGUAAAUAACCGAGAAGAAGUCGACAUUGAAGGUUUCAAGUUGGCACUAUCAUUGGUCGAUAAACAGACAAAGAGCCUUCCUGCAACUGCUCAAGUUGCUGCUCAACAAGGAGCAUAUCUUUCGAGUUGCUUCAACAAAAUGGAAAAGUGUAAAAGGAAUCCAGAGGGCCCUAGAAAGUUUAGAAGUGGGGGCCGACACGAAUUUCGCCCUUUCCAGUACCGACAUUUAGGCCAAUUUGCUCCUCUCGGUGGGGAGCAAGCAGCAGCCGAGCUUCCCGGAGAUUGGGUUUCGUUUGGCCGGAGUACACAGUGGCUAUGGUAUUCGGUAUAUGCAAGUAAGCAAGUUAGCUGGCGCACGAGGUUUCUAGUGAUUGGUGAUUGGUUGAGAAGGUUUAUCUUCGGGAGAGAUUCUAGUCGCAUCUGA
This is a messenger RNA of Striga hermonthica, 1746 nucleotides long. NCBI's taxonomy places the organism in Eukaryota, Viridiplantae, Streptophyta, Magnoliopsida, Lamiales, Orobanchaceae. The record is from the annotation of a GenBank genome assembly.